Molecule: messenger RNA, 2683 nt
Organism: Sitodiplosis mosellana (orange wheat blossom midge)
Lineage: Eukaryota; Metazoa; Arthropoda; Insecta; Diptera; Cecidomyiidae
Product: protein rogdi-like
Exons: 7
Coding region: 592-1410 (272 amino acids)
Cellular component (GO): RAVE complex
Source: RefSeq, a predicted model, not a curated record
AGUGAACGCGGUUACAGCAAUUGCAUACACAAGCGAAGAGCGAACAAAGAGUGUGAACGAUUGCAAAUACGUUCAAUAUGUUGGCAUACGAGAAGUAAUGCUACUGGAUUUGUACUCAGUACGCGCUGUGAAAUGAAAUCGAUUAGUCAUUCCAUUGAGCUCGCACACAUGUGUUCGACACAACCAUAAAUAUCACUUAUUCGAAUUAUGGUAGAUAUCAUAAUGAUCAGUAUUUGAUGAAUACUUGACAACUGAACAGCACGAUUGCUGCGAUUCGUACCCGUCAUUUUGGUUUUCUAUGUGCUGUACAUAUGAUUUCUAUUCAUUUUCAUUCAUUCCGAGUUAUUCAUUGAACUUGAAACGUAUCGAUUCGGAAUAAUUUAAGUGGUAACAUUGAAAUGAGUUAAAGUUUAAGUCAUAAAAUCGGUGUAAAAACGACGACGACCAAACGUGUAAUUGCAAACGGAAAAUUGGCAGUUUUAUAGUUAUCGGUACAUUUGUGUUUUGAAACCGUUUAAACGGUUUGUCUUCACCACCCAGAAAGAAAAAUCCACCACUGACGUAAUGUGGUGACAGCCCUACAUUGAACAGAUGAUUGGUAUUUGGGCAAACCAAAAAAUGGCUGACAGUGAAAUAGAGGAGGCAAAAAACCUCCAAAUAGAGUUCGAAUGGGUCCUACAUGUCGAGGUUCAUUCGGUUCUCAGGAAUCUCCAUUCACUGCUUGUGGAAUGUGCACACCGAUUCCCGGUGUCACUAUAUGGCAACGAAGGUGGCAAACAAGACAAAUUCAUACUGACAAUUCCACAAGAUCAAUUAAAAUGCGUUGUCACGCUGACGGGUGAUAGCAUAUCGCAAGCAGACAUCAGCUUUAAACGAACGCCAAAUGUGUCACAGCGAACGGCUAUCAAUCCGGAAUCACCGUGGAAAUUGCAGCAGAUUCAAGAUGCCGCCAAUCAUCUGCAAGAGGCAAUUCAUCACAUUGAUGACGUCGACAGCGCCUAUCAUUUUAAGUCUUCGGAUGAAGUGCUACAUAUUAUAAGCAAUAUUUUAGAAGCGUUGCAACGGGCCAGAACCAGUCUUGUCAUUCCGAAAAAGAAACCCAUUGACGAGCUUAUGAAAAGUAGAAAUAUGAAAUCCUUGGUACCCAAUUUACCAGACGAUUUAGCAAUCAGUUUUUAUUUGCAAAGCCAUAAGUUAAUAUUUGCCGUGUACCAACUGACCAACGUACAGGGUACGAUGAAAUUUGAUUCUUUCCAAGCGGAGUGCUCGGUUCCAUGGGUUAAUGAAGUUUUAGUUUUUCUCACUGUUGCACUGCAGCUCUGCCAACAGCUGAAAGAUAAGAUUUCGGUGUUUUCUCAAUACAAAGACUUUACUGUGAAUUCUCGUUCACCGUCAGCCACAUUUUACUAGAGAUUAUGGCAUCACAGAAAAACCAAAGCCGCACUUGUUUUAAUGAAUGUUUCACGGAGCUUCAUAAAUGUACGCCAGCAACAAUCCAUUGAAUAUCAUAAUUAUAUAAAUACCUAGUAGUGUUUUUAUUUCUAUUGUAAAUUUAAUGCAAAUCAAUUGAAAAUCUCCGAUUUUUUGUUCGUAUGUCUCAAUAUCAAAGCACCAAUUGAUUUGUCUUAGUAGAAAUGUGUUUGAACCAAAAAAAAAAUAAUUAGGGUUUGCUCAAUUGCACAAAUGCUAAACAAUGUGCAGUGCACACAUUUUGCAAAAUUAAGGUCAAAAAUCGAUGAAUUUUUUGUUUGUCGUACGAAAAGACCAAUACCAUUAGUAUCGUAAUUACGGUUUACUUAAAUUCACCAUAAUUACUUAAUUUUAAAUUGGAUAUUUUUUUCUUUCGUCGCAACACCAAAAAAAAAACGAAAUGUAAAUAAUGACUUAGCAAAAUUUAUCCUAUUUCGAAAUAGAUCAAUUAUUUAUUAACAAUGCGAACAUGUUCUGUGAGUCUCUGAGCUUAUAAUGUUUCACUAAUUUUAAGUCGUAAAAAGAAAGAAAGGAAAAAAAACAUAUUCGAACAUGGUUUCAUAUUUGCGAAGCUGUUUAUUGGCAGCAUAAAAUUAGGUAACACACAAAUUGUUUUUAGCUUGUACUUUCCGAUGAACAGAAUGACGUAUUUGGUCCAAAAUUAGAAAGAAAACGUGAUGAAUUCGAUACAAAAAUAAUUCCAAAAAGAACAAGACUAGAUCUUGAUCAAACGUAAAAGUAAAAAGUUACUAAAAAUGCUUACCAACUCAUGCGCUACCUUCUAUUUAUUCCAUAAAUAAGCCACACCAACAUAUUUACAGUGUAAGUGAAAAUGAAGGAAAAUUCAAUGUUGAACGUAUACCAAUUAUUUUCGUUCGGCAUAGACACCAUUUUUAUUUUAUUUCAUAUACACAUUAUUUUUCAUAUUCAAUCGAAACAAAUGAAAUAUUUGUGUUCAAUUUAUAUGUUACUUUUAAAAAUGUUCAGUGCUUAAAUUGAAUGAGGAAAUUUAUUGAGAAGGAUUUGUUUCAAUUAUGGAGAUUACAAAAAAAAAAUUAUUAAUUCGGGAAAGGAGAUAUUUAUUUUUCUCUGAAUCAAUUAUACACGAUUCGAAUUGAUGAUUUGUAAACUAUUUUUACUUAAUUAAGAUAUCAUUCGGUUUUUAAUUAUUUUCAAAUUAAACAAAUUUGAAUAAAUUCCAGCUCAAUAUUGA